Ricinus communis (castor bean) is the source of this 2454-nucleotide messenger RNA. Its product is annotated as serine/threonine/tyrosine-protein kinase HT1. Lineage: Eukaryota; Viridiplantae; Streptophyta; Magnoliopsida; Malpighiales; Euphorbiaceae. The record is from RefSeq and is a predicted model, not a curated record. Gene Ontology annotation, molecular function: ATP binding; protein kinase activity. Gene Ontology annotation, biological process: protein phosphorylation. The transcript is spliced from 4 exons. The coding region runs from base 619 to 2109 and encodes 496 amino acids.
CUCCACAAAAAGCAAAUAAAAAAAGAAUAAAAAUCCUUUAAUUCCUUUUUUUUUUUUCUCUCUCUCUCUCUCUCUUCUCUCAUGCACACAAAACAGGAGCCUUUUAAAAACAUGGAUUUUUCAAGGAGAAUAAUGUCACUGCCUCCUGAUAGCUAUGUGCCCUCUUAAUGGUUUCUGCAGAAGGUGCCGUUUGACUUUGAAGCCAAAGGAAAAAGAAAGGGUCGGUUAAUCAGGUCUUGGUUUUGGUUUGGCUUGGUGGUGGUGGUGGUGAUUAAUGUUUUGAUGGUUUUCGUUGAUGGGAUUUUGGUUAUUAUGGAAAUGAGAUUGAACUCUAUUAUGGUCCCUUUCUUGAUGUGUCUUCAUGGAUUUGAAUGGUUUCUCGAUUGUAGUAGACCCAAAGUUUGAAUCUUUAUAGCUCACUUGUUGAUGGGUUGGGAGAGAUUUGAAUUCUUGGGUCCUGCAAGUACUUUCUUGUUUUCAGGUCUCUUUCUUUCUUAUUCAUCUGAAGAAGAAGGAACACCAAACUUUAUAGAGGCUGAGAGGCUGACGAGUUUUGUUAUUGUUAGAAAUUUGUUUUAGGGUUUCAAGUAUUAAAUUGGUGGGAAUAAGGAAGAGAGAAUGGAGGAAGAGAAUAGUUCUUGGAUAAGGAGGACAAAGUUUUCACACACAGUUUGUCAUCGAUUAGAUUCUUCAAGAUUGGCGUCUUUGGCUUUAGCUGUUCAGGAAGAGAGGAAUUCAGGCUUGAAAUCAAGGCCUGGCACGUCUUCUCCUAAUCGGAAAUCUCUUUACUUUUCCAAUCAGAGAUCUGCUUCCUUUCCAAAUAAGAAGUCCUCAUCCUCCGUUACUAGUAAUUCUCAGAUUCAGCGAAAUCCUGUGACCAACAAGCUGAGAUCUUUAUCUCCUCUCCCUCAAACAGCGCUUUCUGAUACUUUUAAGGAAGCAAGAUCUGAUAGGAAGAGAUUCUCAACUCCUCAUCCUCGCAGCAAAGAUCAAGACAAGGGAUUUGCCAAGCCAUCCAAACAUGCAUCUAACACAAGCCCACUUCGGCAGUUAGCUUCAUUGAAGGGUCAUGAAAAAUUAAAGUCUAAGAAGGACUCUGCUUGGACAAAGUAUUUUGACCAUGCUGGCGGAAGGGUUAAUGCUGUAGAAGCAGCUGAUGAAUUUAGUGUUGAUAUGUCUAAGCUGUUUCUUGGUCUUAGAUUUGCUCAUGGGGCACAUAGCAGGCUUUAUCAUGGCGUAUACAAGGACGAACCUGUUGCUGUUAAAAUUAUUCGGGCCCCAGAUGAUGACGACAAUGGAACCUUAUCAAUUAGAUUAAAGAAUCAAUAUGACAGGGAAGUAACUCUUUUAUCUCGGCUUCACCAUCCAAAUGUUAUAAAGUUUGUAGCAGCAUGCAAAAUGCCACCGGUGUAUUGUGUUAUAACAGAAUAUUUAUCUGAAGGUUCCUUGAGGGCAUACUUGCACAAGCUCGAGCAUAAGUCUCUCCCCUUGGAGAAACUAAUUGCAAUUGCGCUGGACAUUGCUCGUGGAAUGGAAUACAUUCACUCUCAAAGUAUCAUCCAUAGAGAUCUUAAACCCGAAAACGUACUUAUUGAUCAAGAGUUUCGUAUGAAGAUUGCUGAUUUUGGUAUAGCUUGUGAGGAGGCUUACUGCGAUUCAUUAGCUGAUGAUCCAGGGACUUACAGAUGGAUGGCGCCAGAGAUGAUAAAAAAGAAAUCUUACGGGAAAAGGGUAGAUGUCUACAGUUUUGGGCUAAUUUUAUGGGAAUUGGUGGCUGGAACAAUCCCGUAUGAGGAUAUGAACCCCAUACAAGCUGCUUUUGCAGUAGUGAAUAAGAAUUUGAGACCUGUUAUCCCACGGGACUGUCAUCCAGCCAUGAGAGCAUUAAUCGAGCAAUGCUGGUCCUUGCAACCAGAUAAGAGGCCUGAGUUUUGGCAAAUCGUGAAGGUAUUAGAGCAAUUUGGAUCUUCACUUGCUCGUGAUGGGACUCUGAAUUUGGUACAAAAUCCAACUUGCCAAGAUCAUAAGAAAGGUCUUCUUCAUUGGAUUCAAAAGCUUGGUCCCAUGCAUCCAAGUAGCUCCCCUAUGCCUAAACCUAAAUUCACAUGAAUCUCUCUUAUAGCCUGGCUUUUGUAGUGCACCAGGUUAUUUGUAAUUAAAAGGUUUGUUUUCUAAGCCUCUUGUUUGUAAUCCUCUUCUAUGUCACAUUCAUGUGAGAGUGAAUUAAUGGAUUGGUAGCAUCCACUGAGGUGAAAGUUUUUUUCUUCACAGAUAUACAUACACACAACAGUCAUCACAUUUUAGGGUGUUCUGAACAUUGUAAGCAAUUAUGGAGAUGACAGAAAUAGUGUUUUUCUAUGAGGUGUGGGGUGGGUCUGCUUUGGGUGGAUUCUCUAAGAUGAACUUGUUUAUACUUGCCUUUUCUUUAAUCAUCUUUUUGUAUUUUUGGGUUUA